Molecule: messenger RNA, 522 nt
Organism: Parnassius mnemosyne (clouded apollo)
Lineage: Eukaryota; Metazoa; Arthropoda; Insecta; Lepidoptera; Papilionidae
Source: the annotation of a GenBank genome assembly
AUGAACAACGGGUUCAGCACAGGAGAAGAAGAUUCUAGAGGUAAUUCUGACCAAAUAUGUUGCCUUGUGGAUGACGGCGAUCGCUGUAGGCGACCCGCUGGCAACGCCUCAUACAGCAAGCGCGUUCAAAAGACAGUUGCUCAAAGGAGGCUCAAACUAAACAUUGAUCAUCAAGCAAGGCAUACUUACAUCUGUGAUUAUCAUAAAAAUAUGAUACAAUGUGCAAGAACAAAACAAAGAAGGCCUAAAGAUUCUGAGGAUGACAGUAAUGAGGCAGAAAUGGAUUGUCCAGAGAUAGACUGGUACCAACUACAAGUAAAUACACUUAGGCGUUACAAAAGACAUUACAAGGUACCAACAAGGCCGGGAUUAAAUAAAGCUCAAUUAGCUGAUGCUAUCCAAAAACAUUUUAAGUCAUUGCCCGUAAAUGAGAAAGAGAUUAUGACUUAUUUCAUUUAUAUGGUGAAAACAAAUGGAAACAAAUUAGAUCAGAAAAAUGGAAUGAAUUCAGACUCAUUGUAG